Molecule: messenger RNA, 3412 nt
Organism: Cajanus cajan (pigeon pea)
Lineage: Eukaryota; Viridiplantae; Streptophyta; Magnoliopsida; Fabales; Fabaceae
Biological process (GO): protein phosphorylation
Molecular function (GO): protein kinase activity; ATP binding; receptor serine/threonine kinase binding
Source: RefSeq, a predicted model, not a curated record
UCUGAACCUUUGAGAGAGAAUGUAAGGAACGGUGGUGAUUUGAGAAGGAGAGAAAAAGCAAGCAGAGAGUGUGAAAAUAGGCGCGUGAAAAGAAAGAUGAGAAAAUAAGAAGGCAUGGUACUACGUUAGUUUUGUUUACUUCAGUUCAGUUCACUCGCACAAGUUGGCAACAACAACAACAACCAUGCUUCACCUUAACACCUUCCACCUAUCAUCACUCUUUCUCUUUCUCUCUCUAACCACCACUCUCUCUCUAAACCAAGACGGCCUCUUCCUCCUCCAAGCCAGGCUCCAACUCUCCGACCCCACCAACGCCCUCGCUUCAUGGAACCGCCGCGACGCCACCCCAUGCAACUGGACCUACGUCACCUGCCACCCCUCCUCCGCCGCCGUCACCGUCCUUGACCUCUCCAACCUCCAGCUCUCCGGCCCAGUCCCCGCCGCCCCCCUCUGCCGCCUCCCCGCCCUCUCCAACCUCUCCCUCGCCCUCAACAACCUCAACGCCGCCCUCCCCUCCGCCGCCUUCUCCGCCUGCGCCGCACUCCGCCACCUCGACCUCUCCCAGAAUCUCAUCUCCGGCCCCCUCCCCGCCGCCCUCGCCAACCUCCCUUCCCUCGAAUACCUCGACCUCUCCUCCAACAACUUCUCCGGCGAGAUUCCGGCCACCUUCGGCACUUUCCGACGACUCGAAUAUCUGUCCCUCGUCAGCAACCUCAUCAAUGGAACCAUUCCCUCUUCCCUCGGAAACCUUUCCACCCUCAAAAAGCUUCACCUCGCUUACAACACCUUCAACGCCGGUCCCAUUCCCCAAGAGUUCGGCAACCUCACCAAUCUCGAGGAGCUUUGGCUCGCAGGGUGCGACCUUGUGGGCCCCAUUCCGCAUUCUUUAGGGAAGUUAACCAAACUUCGGAAUCUCGACUUGUCCAUGAACACCCUCGUCGGAAACAUACCUGAACAACUCGUGUCGGGUUUGAACAGCAUUGUUCAAAUCGAACUCUACCAGAACUCUCUCUCCGGGGCGUUGCCACGCGCCGCGUUCGUUAACCUUACUCAUUUAGAACGAUUCGAUGCCUCCGCGAACGAGUUGACAGGGACGAUUCCCGAUGAGUUGUGCGGGUUGAGGAAACUCGGGUCGCUUAACUUGUAUGAUAACAAACUCGAGGGGGCCUUGCCGGAGAGUAUAGUGUUGUCGGAGAGCUUGUAUGAGGUGAAACUGUUCAACAACUCGCUCAAUGGGUCGUUACCGCGUGGGUUGGGGGGUGGCUCCAAGUUGCAGAGGCUUGAUGUUUCGUAUAACCGGUUUUCCGGCGAGAUUCCGGCGAGGUUGUGCGCCGGAGGAGUCUUGGAGGAGCUGAUUCUGAUUUACAAUUCUUUCUCCGGGAGGAUCCCCGAGAGUCUCGGCGAGUGCAAGAGUUUGAGGAGGGUUCGGUUUAGGAACAAUAACCUCUCUGGUGUUGUGCCUGAGGGGCUAUGGGGUUUGCCCCAUUUGUAUUUGUUGGAGCUUGUUGAGAAUUCUCUUUCUGGGUCGAUUUCUAAUGCGGUUUCCGGGGCGAGAAAUUUGUCAAUUUUGUUAAUUUCGGGGAAUAAGUUUUCUGGGUCGGUUCCUGAGGGGAUUGGGGAGUUGGUGAGUCUUGAGGAGUUUGUUGCAAGUCAUAAUAGUCUCACUGGUAGGAUUCCGAGUAGUAUCGUUCGGUUGAGUCAGUUGGAUAGGCUUGUUCUCAGAGACAAUAAGCUUUUCGGGGAAAUUCCUGUUGGAGUUGGUGGUUGGAAGAAGCUGAAUGAGCUUGAUUUGGCGAAUAAUAGGUUAGAUGGGAAUGUUCCUAAGGAGUUGGGAAACUUGCCGGGGCUUAAUUAUCUUGAUCUUUCUGGGAACCGGUUUUCGGGUGAGAUUCCAAUUGAGCUGCAGAAUUUGAAGCUGAAUUUGUUGAAUUUGUCGAACAAUCAGCUUUCCGGGGAGAUUCCUCCUCUUUAUGCCAAUGAUAAUUAUAGAAAGAGUUUUCUUGGGAAUCCAGGGCUGUGUAGGGCUCUCUCUGGAUUGUGUCCAAGCUUGGGUGAGAGUGAGGGUAAGAGCAGGAAGUAUGUGUGGAUUUUCCGGUUCAUAUUUGUGCUUGCUGGGAUUGUGUUAAUUGUUGGUGUGGCAUGGUUUUACUUCAAGUUCCGUGACUUCAAGAAGAUGAAAAAGGGGUUUCACAUUUCCAAGUGGAGGUCGUUUCAUAAGCUGGGUUUUAGUGAGUUUGAGAUUGUUAAAUUGCUGAGCGAGGAUAAUGUCAUAGGUAGUGGAGCCUCUGGGAAGGUUUACAAAGUCGCACUGAGCAAUGGAGAGGUGGUGGCAGUGAAGAAAUUGUUGGGAGCAAACAAGAUGGGAAAUAAUGGAGCCUCUGAUUCUGAGAAGGAUGGUUUUGAGAUUGAGGUUGAAACAUUGGGGAAGAUUCGGCACAAGAAUAUUGUGAGGUUAUGGUGUUGCUGCAAUAAUAGGGAUAGCAAGCUGUUGGUUUAUGAGUACAUGCCUAAUGGAAGUUUGGCUGAUUUGUUGCAUAGUAGCAAGAAAGGUUUGUUGGAUUGGGCCACCAGAUAUAAAAUUGCUAUUGAUGCCGCGGAGGGUCUUUCAUAUUUGCAUCAUGAUUGUGUCCCGCCUAUUGUUCAUAGGGAUGUCAAAUCUAGCAAUAUCUUGCUAGAUGAUGAAUUUGGAGCAAAAGUUGCUGAUUUUGGAGUUGCCAAAAUUGUUAAUGGACCCAACCAAGGUGCAGAAUCCAUGUCUGUGAUUGCCGGAUCUUAUGGUUACAUUGCGCCAGAAUAUGCUUAUACCCUUAGGGUGAAUGAAAAAAGUGAUAUAUAUAGCUUUGGGGUGGUGAUUUUGGAGUUGGUGACUGGGAAACCCCCUCUUGAUCAAGAGUAUGGGGAAAAGGAUCUAGUAAAAUGGGUUCACUCCACAUUGGAUCAGAAAGGACAAGAUCAGGUGAUUGAUCCUACUCUAGAUGUUCAGCACAGAGAAGAAAUCAGCAAGGUACUCAACGUGGGGCUUCUUUGCACCAGCUCUCUUCCUAUAACUCGCCCUUCAAUGCGUAGAGUGGUGAAAAUGCUGAAGGAAGUAACUGCACUUCCCAAAUCCAUGAGUGGAAAACUCUCUCCUUAUUUUCAGGAAGACGCCUCUGAUAAUGAUCAUCAGGGAAGCUUAGUUUGAGUUAGGUGGUGAACAUCAAAAUAAUCAGCUUCAAUUUUCACUUUAACUUUGGUACUUAAAUAUUAGUUCUUGCUUAGGCUAGCUAUUAUAGUACUUGAAAUAGCAAUUGUAAGAAAUGUCAAGAAACUUUCCGGUUUCAAUCAUGGCAUUGUCUUUAAAUGCCGUUAAAAAUUGUAUAAUAAAAGUCACUGUAGAAUAUAUUUAACUGUUUUUGCAUUGAACAAUAUUUUU